GCGGGGCCCGGCGCUCGGCUGCUCCGCGCGUCUGGCGGGCGCAGGGCAGGAUGUACACGCUGCUGUCCGGCCUGUACAAGUACAUGUUCCAGAAAGACGAGUACUGCAUCCUGAUCCUGGGGCUGGACAAUGCCGGCAAGACGACCUUCCUGGAGCAGUCGAAGACCCGGUUUAGCAAGAACUACAAGGGGAUGAGCCUGAGCAAGAUCACCACCACCGUGGGCCUCAACAUCGGCACCGUGGACGUGGGGAAAGCUCGCCUCAUGUUCUGGGACCUGGGCGGCCAGGAGGAGCUGCAGUCCUUGUGGGACAAGCCCCUUCCCGGAGUGGCCCCAGAAGUGGUGGUGGAGCGUUCCCCCGGGGCAGCGGGCAGGCGUCCAGGCUCCCCUUCCCGGACCCUUCUCCCCGCCAGGCACAUGUGGACCAUCAAAACCAGAGACCAGCCAGGCCCGGGCCUGCUAGUCCAAACCAGGGGCACACAGGCCAGAGCUGUGAUGGGCCGUGCGUCAGAUCGAGGCUGUCACUGUCCGCGUCCUGGCCUCUGGUGCCCCCUGUGUGACCCACACCGAGGUGCAGCUGAGUUCCCGCAGGCAGGGGCCCUCGGGGCCAGGCCUCUGUGGCUCCUGCAGGGCCCAGCUAGGGGGCCUUGGCCGGCGGCAGCCCCAACCCUGCAUCGCCUCCCGCCUUCUCUGCAGUACUACGCGGAGUGCCACGGAGUCAUCUAUGUCAUCGACUCCACCGACGAGGGGAGGCUGCUGGAGUCCAAGCAGGCGUUCGAGAAAGUGGUCACCAGUGAGGCGCUGGACGGUGUCCCUGUCCUGGUGCUGGCUAACAAGCAGGAUGUGGAGCCUUGCCUCUCCAUCCCUGACAUCAAGACGGCCUUCAGUGACUGCACCUGCAAGAUUGGCAGGCGCGACUGUCUGACCCAGGCCUGCUCGGCCCUCACGGGCAAAGGCGUGCGUGAAGGCAUCGAGUGGAUGGUGAAGUGCGUUGUGCGGAACGUCCAUCGGCCACCGCGGCAGAGGGACAUCACAUAGGCUCGGCCACCCGCGUCCCGGACACUCUGGCCCCUGGGCCGCCCGCUGGGGGGGGCUUGCUGCGCCCUCCCUCUGUGUGCUGUUUUCUCUAAGACAAAUGUUGCUGGACA
Oryctolagus cuniculus (rabbit) is the source of this 1147-nucleotide messenger RNA. The record is from RefSeq and is a predicted model, not a curated record. NCBI's taxonomy places the organism in Eukaryota, Metazoa, Chordata, Mammalia, Lagomorpha, Leporidae.